This is a messenger RNA of Polistes dominula (European paper wasp), 2426 nucleotides long. RefSeq names its product UFM1 specific ligase 1 (gene Ufl1). Gene Ontology annotation, biological process: protein K69-linked ufmylation; response to endoplasmic reticulum stress; regulation of proteasomal ubiquitin-dependent protein catabolic process. Gene Ontology annotation, molecular function: UFM1 ligase activity. The record is from RefSeq and is a predicted model, not a curated record. NCBI's taxonomy places the organism in Eukaryota, Metazoa, Arthropoda, Insecta, Hymenoptera, Vespidae. Gene Ontology annotation, cellular component: endoplasmic reticulum membrane.
CAUGACUAGAUUCAGACAUAACCUUAUUCGUAUGCAUAUGUUAACAACUUCGUGUGAUUGCUAAGUUAAGUGUAUUUCGUAUGUGUAAUAAAAGUGUAAGAAGAAAGUAUUUUAAUAAUUUCGAAGAAUAUAAACAAUAGAAGAUUAUUAUUAACAAAAAGACCAUUAUCAUGGAUUGGGAGGAAAUAGAAAAAUUGGCGGCAGACUUUCAAAGUGCACAGCUUAGCAGUAAUUUGCAAAAAUUAACAGAAAACAAUUGUAUAGAAAUAGUAUCAAAACUCAUUGAGUCUAAGCGUUUGGAUGUAGUAUUUACAAAUGACAGAAAGGAAUAUGUUACACGACAAUAUCUUAAAACGCAGAUAAUAGAUGAGUUAAGUUUUCAUGGUGGUAGAAUGAAUUUAAAUGACAUAGCACAAAUCCUUAAUGUCAGUUUAACUCUGAUAACAACUUUGGCCAACGAAAUUCAGGCAACUGAAUCUGGCAUUCAUGUAGUUUUAGGAUAUUUAAUUAACGAAGAAUAUUGGGAACAGAUGAUGAAAGAUAUCAACGAUAAACUUUGGCAACAUCAUUACAUUAAAGUAGUAGAUUUAACAUUGUUUUAUAAUUUACCAACUGAUUUUAUAAGAUCUACUAUAGAAACUGCAUUAACUCGAAAGAUUAUAAUGGAUGUAGAGAUUACGCAAGACAAACAAAUUUAUUACACUAAUAGAUUUAUUAAAACAAACAAAGCUAAAAUAAGAGGUGCUUUAUCUGCUAUAACAAAACCUGUUUCAUUAUCUAUUAUUUCUAAGGAAUGUUCUGUUCCUGAUUUUGUUAUUUAUCCCGUGUUGGGUGAACUGCAACAGAAAAAACAAAUAUCAGGUAUCAUAUCGGGAGAUCAAGUCAAAACUGGUAUGUUUUUACCACAUAUUUAUGUUAAAAAUCAAACUCAAUGGAUUCAUGAUUUCUACAAACAAAAUGGAUAUUUAGAAUAUGAUGCACUUGUUAGACUUGGMAUAUCAGAUCCGAAACAUACUAUUAAAAAAUAUUUUCCUAACGAUGAUAUUAUUUUUCUGGCUUCUGUUGCAGUCAACGAUAUUAUUGUUGAUCAAAUUAAAACCAUUGCUAAUGAUAUUAUUAAUACUAAAUCGUUCAUAGAUGUUCGUGAUUAUUUGCCUUCUAUUCUUAAUGAAAAAGAUAUUGAAAUAUUUUUAAAUAAAAUAUUGGAUAAUAGUCCGGUCAAAGUAUUCAUGGAAACAGUUUUAGUUUCUGAUGAUUUUCUACAGAAUUCUGUACAACUUUUGUAUAAAGUUGCUGAAAAUAAAGCGCAAAUGGUAGUAACCAGUGGUAAAUGGUUACAGUUAGUUUGUGAGGAUAAAAUUAAGUUUAAAAGUGACGACAGUAUUGUUAAAAAUAACAAAACUCAUAAGAAAGAGGAACGACGUAAAAAAGCAACGAGUGGAAAAGCAGGAGGUGGAAAUCAAGGAAGAGAAACGAAGACCAAGUCGACGAAGAAAAAAUAUUUACAACAGAAAUUUAAUGAUGAUCUUUCUGACGAUGAAAAUAUAUAUAUUAAGGAUAAAAAUGUUGAUCACGAAUUGGUAUCGUUAGAAGAUAUUACAACUGAACUUAUGAAAAAUCGUGAAAUUGCAGCAAUAGAUGAUUUAGCCGAUCAAUUAGCUUUAAUGUUGCAUCAAAAAGUAAAUGAAUAUGCGUCAUGUGCAGCAGAAAAAUUAGCUGAAUCUAGUGAUGCAUUUAAUACGGAUGAACUUAAAAAGGAUUUAAUUAUUUUAUCAACUAAUAUUAAAAUUUUCAAUGAAAGUAUUAAACUUUUUGAACAAGAAUCCCAACGUACUUCAUUAACAGAAUAUUUAAUGAAAUCAUUAUGUCGGGAUUUUGUAACGAGAUUAUUUAAAUUAGCUAGUAUACAAAAUAAAUUGCAAUAUCCUGAUAAUAUUGAUUUUAAUACAAUUAAAAAAAUACUUGUCGAACUACCUUCAGAUAUUCAAGUACCAUUAAACAACAUAUACACAGCUGUUACAAAAUGCAUUAUCAAAGAUUUCUUGAAUUUUAUCACUCCUGCAUUGCAGGCUUGUUCUGUGAUACAAAAGAAACAUAACAAAGAUAUAAAUAAACAAAUUAUUUUUACUCAUAAAGAAGCUCUGUUAAAAGAAUUAAAAAUAACGCAGGAUCCAGCAUUGGCGUUGAAUUUGGUUACGAGUUUAAUUUUUACAGCAGCUACGGAAAAUAUUAUACACAUGUCUGGAAAACAUGUUUCAAUGGUUCUAUCUUUUCUUUAUUCAUACGUAAUACCCGAAACUUCAGAAUUAUUAAAUAAUUAUUGUGAUUUAGUCAAAAGUAGCAUAUCGUCUUUAGAAAAUAAUGAAAAAAUGGAAGCACAAGAAGCAUUAAAAAAUCAAUUGGAAUUAAUCAAAAUGAUUCCUGAU